This is a messenger RNA of Mus caroli (Ryukyu mouse), 5877 nucleotides long. The record is from RefSeq and is a predicted model, not a curated record. Lineage: Eukaryota; Metazoa; Chordata; Mammalia; Rodentia; Muridae.
GAGAGGGAAUCGCACCGCUGGGUGCAUUCGCCUUGAGGUGACUCAUAGCUCCCGCCCCCUUUUCGCCCAGCUUUCUCCCGGCCGUCCCUCGCAUCACGUGCCUUCCUGGCCGCUCCCCCAGAGCCCUUUCCAAAGACCAGAAGAAACUGCUGUAAAAUGUCGUGAGGGACGUCGCCCCUUUGCGGCUGCCUCUCAGAACCAGACCCCGGGAGUGCCCACCUCAGUCAGCGGUUCCUCUGGCGGAGUCGUCCUGACAGAGGGCGAAAGCGCUCGGUGCGCCACUGGAUUUUUCGCCGCACCCGCGAGGGCUCCGGGCGAUGUGAACUCGAGGCGGCUACUGCGCUCCCAGGCCCGGGGGCUGAGGUGGGCGGGCAGGUGCCUGGGAAGCCGCGGCCCGGCGGGAUGGAGGAGAGCAUGGAGGACGAGGAAAUGCUCACCUACGAGGCAAUGAUGGACGACCAGAAUCACAACAACUGGGAGGCCGCCGCGGACAGCUUCCGCCAGCCUCCGCCGGCCCCGCCGCUGCCCCCGCCGCCGCCGCCGCGGCCCUCGUCGUCCAUCCCGGAUCCAGGCCGAGAACUCCCGGGGGGACAGCUGCUGGCUGUGCACGCGGGCUCCAUGGAGAGGAAGGGUCCUAAGGAAGGGCUCCCGAUGGGGCCUCCGCCCUUGCCGGAGCCAAACGGGGUGAUCAUGAUGUUGAAGAGCUGCGACGCAGCCGCCGCGGUGGCCAAGACGGCCCCUGCCCCCACCUCCAGCUCCACUAUCAACAUCAACACCUCCACCUCCAAGUUCCAACAUGGAAUUGCGUGGAAUGCUUCUUCAUUGACUUGGUUUCUAUGCCUUGUUUCUUGCAGUUGUGUGUAUAAGUGUGUGUGCCAGCAGCACUCAGAACAGAUGUACAGCGAUCUGAUUAAAAAAAUAACCAGCCACUUAGAGCGAGUCUCCAAGGAGCUGCAGGCCAGCCCUCCAGACCUCUAUAUUGAAAGAUUUAAUAUAGCUCUGGGACAGUAUAUGGGAGCAUUGCAGAGCAUCGUGCCUCUUUUCAUAUAUAUGAAUAAGUUUUACAUAGAAACUAAGCUUAACAGAGACUUAAAAGAUGACCUUAUAAAACUGUUUACGGAACAUGUUGCAGAGAAGCACAUUUACAGCCUAAUGCCUUUACUUUUAGAAGCCCAGUCAACACCAUUUCAGGUCACACCUUCAACUAUGGCAAAUAUUGUGAAAGGCCUGUACACUCUCAGACCAGAAUGGGUUCAGAUGGCUCCGACAUUGUUUUCUAAGUUUAUUCCAAACAUUCUUCCCCCGGCUGUGGAGUCUGAACUUUCUGAGUACGCUGCCCAAGAUCAAAAGCUUCAAAGAGAACUUAUACAGAACGGUUUUACCAGAGGUGACCAGUCCCGGAAGAGAGCUGGAGAUGAGUUGGCUUAUAACAGUCCAUCUGCUUGUGCAAGUUCCAGGGGGUAUAGAUAGUGACGGUUGAACUAUGUUUCUCCCAAGAGAAGACACACUGGAGCUACAGAAACUGUUCCAGGCACAGUGAGGCCUGCACCACUCAGGAGCUCUGUCAAAGGCUGUUCUCAGAGAGGAUACCAGACUUCUUUCUUUGAUUUUUUUCAGUUUUUAAAAACAAGAACUAACAAAAACAAUUGCUGCUAGACUGGGGGGUGAUUAUGAAAUGGGACAAUCUUUUAUCUACAGAGCAAGUGUCUUGGAGAGUGGCCGUUGAUAAAGUGAAGCUCAAUGUUUGAAUCAGCUUCCUCCAGAAAUACAAGAACGAAAGAAUCUUUUUGUUUUGUUUUGUUUUGUUUUGUUUUUUUAAAGCACUCAUCUUGUUCAUUUGUGGACUUGGAACAUGGUGUCUCAUGUCAAGAUAUCUUUGCUUAAAACCAAGCAGAUGUUAUAAUACAGUGUUUUCACCCAUGCCCCAAACAAUCUGUUUUAAAUUCAGAUUGGUCUGUGUUUAGCAGUUAGCCUUGUGGAGGAAAAUGCUAACAACUGCUUUUACUAUUUCUUUCCCUAUUAAUUCCCGUUUUCAACUGUGUGCCUUGAGCUUUGUGCACUUUGCAGCUAUGUGACCAUGUCAUCAAUCUCACGAUGCUUCCUGAAGAAGCUGAUAUCUCAGACUGGCUCACCAAAGCCUCUGUUACGGCUUUGUGUUUGUAGCAGAACCUGACUGAGAAAAUGGAAGCACUAGAGGCUGGUCAGAAUUCACCCUGCUGUCCCAGCUCUCAUGGGGACCAACUCUUACUGAGUGGUUUCCAUUCUGCACUGCCUCACCCGAUGUCAGCCUCGAGUGGAGUGGAGCCCUGGUUUCAGGCUAUGAUACUGUAGAGACUGCCAACAGUGGGAGCUACUCCCUGGUCCCUCUUGGGCCAAAUAGUUUUUAAAGCCAAAUAUGGUGAAUAGUUCUUGGCCCAUCUCAUUUUAAUGGGUGCAUUUAAUACAUAUAAAAGGUCAGUUCCACUCUGUAUUUUGUAAACAUCAUGUUUGAUAUUUGAGUGCACCAGGAAGAAUGUGCUGUUUGAAGGCUCCGGUAAAGCUGUAUUACCUGUUUCACUACACCAACAGUGCAACAAAACAACAACAGUUCUUCACAAAAGUCUGAAGCUUAUUUAGUUGUGUUUCAAUAAUAAAUAAAACUAGACAUGGCAAGGGAAAAGUAUUCAGUUUUGCUUGAAUGUGAAGUGAGCGUUGGCUUUGUGCUACCAGGCUCCGUCUGACAGUGAUGCUGACCAAUCAGAGAAUGCCUCUCCUCCCCCACCCUCCCACCUCCCCACCCCCACCCCAAGCUACUGCUACCAACUCAGUGCGCAGCAGAGUUAGAAAUGUAAUACCAUGGACAAGAACAUUACCCAGUAGCAGUCCUGUGUUUGUAAACAAUGUUCCAGGGGAAGAACAGUUAAAAGCUGAUAGCUUGAUUCUUUCAGGUACUUGUCUGCAGUUGGUAGAAUUUAGGGGAGGGUGUGUAAUUGGCUUCAUUCCAUUUGGGUUAUAUUGAAGAAUCUGAGUAGGGACAAGUGGACUCUUACUAUGGUCUGUACAGCCUUUUCUGCUCUAAUGUCGAGGGGAAAGUUUUCAUUUUAUCAAAAAGCCCAGUUUACUUUUCUGAUGGAAUGCUCACCACAGAGUUGUAAAUAUCAUUUUGAACUGGUUUCUUCUACACGGCUUUAAUAUUUUUGACAAUAGUAAAGUUGGAACACUUCUUGAAACAUAAUAGGUUAGUGGUUCCGUGUCUUAAUUAUACCCACCUCCUCUCCCCCCCACCUCCCCCCCGGAGAGAUUGCUCUUCUUUUUCUCUAAAAGAAUUUUGCCUAUAUAAAAGCAUUAUAUUAAAUAAGUUGGCAUUAAUGUGGGUGCUGUUGUGUUAGUAAAUUAAUGGAGAAACAGUCAUACUAAUUCUGUGUUAGCACAAAAUAGGCAGGGAAAAACCUGUGAAAUUCUCGUUCUCUGAGUCAGAGCUGGGUGGGUACCACUGUGCUGGUACUGAAAGGCAUGGGGCAGGAAAGUGAGUGUGCUCCUGGUGGAUGGGUCCUGGUAACCAGUAAGUUAAGCAAGGCUUUACAGGUUGUAAAACUUCAGCUGAAAUGGACACUUCUUGUUAACUGAAAUCUCUACAGGAGUCUUAGUCUCCAACUAUGAGGAAAUAAAAUCUGUUUGCUCUCAUUUUGUAUUUCCUGAAAGUAUUUUCAUGUGUACUUGUGGUCUUGCCAGUACAGUUUUUCUAUCCCUGCUGAGGACUGCUUUCUCAAUCAGAUCCUUAAAGCUCAAAUUUUGUGUAGAUCAGUUAGUCACUGAAAUACAGUUGAUUUGGCUAAAGGGCUAAUGUGUACAUUUGCCUAAAAGUAGGCCUUUAAAAAAUUAAAAGCUGGGAGGGUCAUCUUCAAGUAAUGGUUUGAAAAAAUAAACAGAUGAUGGUGUUGAGAGACAAUGCUCAUUUUAAAAGUUAACCUUACACUUGGGUCACCAUGUUAUCUACUGACCUGCUGUCAUAACUGCAUUCUGACCUGACAGGAAUUAUUUUCUUGGGGGCCAGAAAGUAAAAUUUAGUGGUCUGACUUGCCUAAUAGUUCCUAGGCAGGGUUGUUCACUUACAUGUGCAAUUAGUAAUGACUGUGCAUUACUAAAAUUUCUCAAGGUCUUUUAUUACAAGUCACUCAUUCCCCUUUUUGCUAGAGUGAAGUUGGUUUGUGUAUGUAUGUAGGUGAGACUGCAGAGGAAUGGAUGUCCCUGGUCAUGACAUGACACUGUGUAUGUCUCUAGAGCCCAGUUUUGUCUAGCUGCUGCCCUCUUGUCGUUUACUUUCUGUCAGGUUGCAAAUUUGCACACAUGAAUGAUCCCUCAGGAACAGUUUGCACACUCCUCACCUCAGUAUACUCUGUAUAGACCAAACAGCAUUGAAGGUUAUCAGCACAAGAGGCUUCUUACACCUACUAGCAGAGGCCAUGGUGAGGUUGCAAACAAAACUGGUUUCUGCAGGUAAUGGGAAGAGGAGCACAUACAGAGUUUGUUUAAGUGACCUCCCACUUCUCCCUAUAACCAGAGUAAGAAACCUUCCAGAUUUUGUUAGCUUAUUGGAGCUAUGGUUUUUUGUUUGUUUUUGUUUUUUCUUCUUUUCUGUUUCCCCUCUCUCACAGUAAUUAUUUCUAUUGGUUAGGUUAGUAUGUAAGAGGAAUUGCCCUUGAGUUAAGAUUCAACUGUUCAUUAAGCAGCUAUCAUUAAACUAAGCAUUAUUCAAUGAAUGUGCACUAAUCUGAGAUCAGAAACAACUAAAAAGCAAAACAGAAACCGUGCAUUAGUUAGAGUUCGUUUUUUAAUGGUAUAUUCUUGAGCAUUUAGCUUGGAAUAUUGUUUGCUUUUAUCCAAGUAUAGGUUUCUUAGGGGGAUGUUAAAAUUCAAGGUUGGAAUGUGACACCCUUAACUGACAUCUGAAGUAUCGACUUUUUCUGUUGAUUACUGCUUUUAGUAAUACUGUGCAAAAUGUUCAUUUUUACCAGAAUUUCAAGCAGAAAUCAUAGGGAAAUCUUAGAGAAAUGGCUCUGUUGUGCUUUUAUUACCACAUGGAAAUUUUCCUUGGCUUCUGACCCAGAGAAUAUUUGGAAGGAGGUAUUUGUUCUUUCCCAAAGGAAAUGUUCCCUCUCUGGUCCCCUGCUGCUUAGCUGUAGUCACUGCCUCAUCCCUCCUGCACUAGCAGAGACCUUAAACCUCCUUCCAGAGUCAGUGAUGGGUCUGCCCCCUGGGUGCAGGACCAAUCUCUCUGCCUUGAAGAUCUUCCUUUUAGGCUUGGUUCCACUGUUAAGAGUGCUGCUGGAUUACACCUCUUGGAAGGUUGUUAGCAUGGCUCUUGGGUUAAGAGUUGAGUGAUUUGUAAAACAAAACCAAACCAAACCCUUUGUAUUGAUUCUUACAUGUUUAUUGUGACUACUAAACUCAGUAAGACUGGGUGUUCUCCUAAAGGUGGUGAUGCUGUUGGUUCUUUUUAGUCUUAUAUGUCAAUGUUACAGCCAUGGAUUUUCAGAGAAAUUAUUUGAACAUCAAGUCCUGGGAAAUUGGCUCAAAUAAAUGCUUAUACAAAAUUUGGAGAUCAUGUGCAGGCUAAAGGAGUUUGCCACCCACCAGCAUAGCAGAGCAAAUGAAGAAUUGCUGUCUAUUUUCCUGAUAUUUGUCAAAUGGCACUGUCCUUUACUACUUAUUUACUGAACGUGACUAAAGCGCUUCCUGAGCUGGGGUACAAAGCUGCUGGCCUGGGCUCUCUCCUUAUAAACAUAUGGUAGAUUUUGAAUCGCUCCUCUGUAUUAGUUGUAUAUUCUCAUUCUAAAGUAUUGUGGUUAAUGAAAAAUAAAUCUUGUACAGAUGUCAUUAAACUUGCUUUUUAAGUUU